Molecule: messenger RNA, 1514 nt
Organism: Melanotaenia boesemani (Boeseman's rainbowfish)
Lineage: Eukaryota; Metazoa; Chordata; Actinopteri; Atheriniformes; Melanotaeniidae
Gene: nek12
Product: NIMA-related kinase 12
Exons: 2
Coding region: 60-1325 (421 amino acids)
Biological process (GO): protein phosphorylation
Molecular function (GO): protein kinase activity; ATP binding
Source: RefSeq, a predicted model, not a curated record
GCGCUGACCACAACGCCGUAAAAAAGAUUAAAAAAAAAUAAAGGUGCCAGGGACGAACCAUGGAGAAGUAUGAGACAAUUUUGUGUUUGGGCAGAGGCGGAACAUCAGACGUGUUUCUUAUGAGGCACGUGGAGCGGAAGAACCUGUGCGCAGUGAAGAGGAUAAAGGUGGAAAAAAGAACUGAGCAAACACAGAGAGCCCUUCUCCAAGAAGCUGAAAUCAUCAGGAAGCUGGAGCACCCCCACGUUGUGAAAUGCAUCGAUGCCUUUGUGAACUCCGAGGACGGUUUAAUUUAUAUUGUGAUGCAUUACUGCGAUGGCGGAACCUUAGAUGAUAAAGUGAAAGGGAGAAAAGCACAGGGGUUUUUCACAGAGCAAACUGUGAUGGAGUGGUUUAUACAGGUUACCAUGGCUGUAGAAUACAUACACAUGGCUAAAAUACUACACAGAGACAUCAAAACCUCUAAUGUACUGUUGACAAAGCAAGGUGUGGUAAAGCUAGGGGACUUUGGUAUUUCAAAAGUACUGACCCAAACAAUGGAUAUGGCGUCCACAUGUGUUGGCACACCCAGCUACCUCAGUCCUGAGCUUUGCCAGGACAUCCCAUACUGCUGUAAGUCUGACAUCUGGGCUCUUGGUUGUCUCCUGUAUGAGAUCUGUGCACUCAGACCUCCAUUUGCUGCUACAAAUCUAUUGAGUCUAAUUAACAAGAUCACCAGAGGAGAAUACGAUCCUGUACCCGGCACAUUUUCAGAGAGCAUUUCUGCUUUGAUCCAGAGAAUGCUCAGCCUUAAUCCAGAAAACAGGCCCAGUGCUGCUUCUAUACUUGGAAGCGCUUUUGUGCAAGGUCACCUUCAGGCUUUCAAAGAGAAACAAACUGCUGUGACCGAAGGGAAAAUCACAGAUAUAAACAAAACACUGAGCCCUGAUGUUCGCAGUCAGUACCACUCAUGGGGAAACAAUGGACAGAUACUAGAAGCCAGUUCCACUGAUGUAGAAGAAGAAGAUUAUUUUAGCAUUAGUGCACAGAACAGCUGUUAUUAUCCUGAGGACUUUGAUGAAGAUGGAAGUCUGUCCUCGGAGGUACUCAGUGAACAAUCAGCAGGGAGUGCUGCUGAGUCUGUUGAGGCUCCGGAAGUUUCAGAGCAAGUUGAAUAUCUGGAUGACUUUGAGGAAGAUGAGGAAAAAGAAGAUGCUGACGCCGUAGCAGAUUCUGUCCCCCCUGCUGCUCUGCAGCCACAUGAGGCAACGCUGGUGGAGGAGUUCCAGCUGUGCGAUGCUGGAGGACUGACCAUCACACUGAAAGCACUGAAGGAGAAGGGCUAAAAAGCUUUGCAUCAUUAAAAACAUGGCAGCCGACCCCAAAUGUUAAAAAGUCUCACAGUCUAUUUGUUAAUAUUUUUCACGUACCUCGUUUAUGAAAUGAUAUUCAAAAAGCGUCUGCAGUCAUGGUGAGUAAAAAAAAAAAGUCCUUCCAACAGCUUGAUCCGAACAGAGGAGCCUGCAUAGAGCUGA